AUGAAGGAAGAGGAUCGGUCCAGUGCGGGCCCGGGUGCCGUGUCGGGGUCGUUGGCACGCAACGGGGUGAGUGAAAUACCGCUCGCUGAUUGGCCACUUGGAGGAGAGAGCAGCCCGGGGGAGCACUCACCACAUAAAACCCUCGACUAUCCCACCACCCUCCAUCUUCCACCCUCUCCUCCUCCUCUCUUCUUUCUUCGGUCUCAUCAGAGAAACUUCUCCAAAGGCCCAAAUUCCUCCUCGACUACUGGUUUCCAUCCCGGACAGGACCAUAGACCCCAGCAGAACCCAUCUCAGGCUCCCCUACGCACUCACUACCUCUGCACCGCCCCAUAG
Molecule: messenger RNA, 336 nt
Organism: Colletotrichum orchidophilum
Lineage: Eukaryota; Fungi; Ascomycota; Sordariomycetes; Glomerellales; Glomerellaceae
Exons: 1
Coding region: 1-336 (111 amino acids)
Source: RefSeq, a predicted model, not a curated record